Messenger RNA from Suillus bovinus, 2493 nucleotides. RefSeq lists its product as uncharacterized. NCBI's taxonomy places the organism in Eukaryota, Fungi, Basidiomycota, Agaricomycetes, Boletales, Suillaceae. The record is from RefSeq and is a predicted model, not a curated record. Gene Ontology annotation, molecular function: mRNA binding; metal ion binding. The transcript has 5 exons. The coding region runs from base 1 to 2493 and encodes 830 amino acids.
AUGCAAAAGGUGGUCACCGCUACUACUGCACCCACACACAAUUUGUACCUUGCACGCGAAUCAGGCUCAAGAAAACCCAUUCCAGCUCGAAGUCCUCUUGAACAUCACAACUUGAACUCAGACUUCACAGCCGAAACUUGGAACGUUUCAUCUGCGCAAGGCUCACCACCGUCUCUUUCAUCGUACAUCCCACGUCCAGCUUUGGUUCAAAAACCUUUAGCGAUGCCUGUUCGUACAAACCUCGUAGACAUGUCAAAGACCGAACCAUCUGGUCAUCCGUCUGAGCGUAUCCCAAACAACGCUCAACGAUGGCGGCUAAAUGGUUCAGGACAGCUUAUCGAUCCAGACGCAUCGCUCGACUGGGAUCUUGCCCAGGAUAUUGCCAGGCUGAAGCUCGGCGUUGUAGGCGACAUUGGGGACGACAUACAAGGUCGACUGGGGACUUCUCCUCAGUCCAAGCUAGGUGCUGCGAACGUAGCACCAUUCAACGAAGCAAGUCCGCUGGAAACGGCUUCUGACGUCAGUCUCGACUCCUCCCCCAAUACCUCUGAUCAUCAAAUUUCGCCAUCCCAUUCUCGCGUGUCGUCCACUGAUACACUGGAAUCUCACGAAUCUGCCAAUUCUUCGGCUAGUCAUACCAUGCGCGGGCACCCCCAGCUGAAGAUAGCAACGGGGAAUGAGGGGAAGGAGCGCCCUCACUCCUUCAGCGGUGGACUAUCGACUGCUGAUUUGCGUCGCCUAAAGCAAGCAGGGGAGGAGCAUUUACAUGCAAUGCCUACUCACCCUUGGUCGUCUGCUACUUACCGGGACCGCGUUGGUGGCGGAGAAAAGCCUUUUUCGCCUGAGCAGCCCCAGUACCCAUCGCUGACCAACGCAUCAUUUGGUCGCGGACAACAGCAAUAUGACUACCGUUCCGCACAAGGUAAUGGGGACUUGCAGGGCGAAUAUGGCGCUCAGCGCGGCUAUUUCCCGCAACCUUCUGCCCCUAGUGCCGCCGCACCACCUCACUUUCUUCAAGGUCGCCCAGCGAAUGGGGUUCAAUCUACCUAUCGCCAGCCUCAGCGAGGUUACCCACAACCGUUGGUCCCAAGCCCAACGGGACUUGCUUAUGGUCCAGCACACGUUCCUCACUUGUCGCUCGGUAACACUCAACAACUCUAUGACAUGGUUCUCCCUACUGGAGACAGCCAUCACCCGGCCGUUAGUCGUGUGCAGCAACAACACAACGCGUUCCGUGGUGCUCAUCAGCACUCCGCCUCGGACCCCUCUGCUCUGCGAGAUGUUGCUACGCUAGCGCUCCUCAGCAACCAAGCAGUUUUCGCACAGGCGGCUCAUGGAAUGUAUCCCCCCAUCCACCCUGGCCUCUACAAUCAAUUUUACGGUACUCCAGAAUCAUACCCCUCGGAUCUAGCUGUCGCGGCCAUGGCCAGCCGUCUGCAAACCCAUUUCACUAGUCCGUAUGGAGCGUUACCAGCUCAAGGCCUGGGAGUGGACCAUUCCAAUUCAGGAUCUGAUAGUCCUUCGCAAAACACCGGUGGACCAAGUGCUAACAACCGCAAGCUCGGCUUGUACAAGACCGAGUUGUGCAGGUCAUGGGAAGAGAAGGGCUCAUGUCGAUACGGAGCGAAGUGCCAGUUUGCCCAUGGAGAAGAUGAACUUCGGAAUGUUGCUCGUCACCCCAAGUACAAAACGGAAAUCUGCAGGACGUUCUGGGUGUCAGGUGCAUGUCCAUACGGGAAACGUUGUUGCUUCAUCCAUACCGAGCUGCCUGUCUCGGGCAUCGCACCGGGAGCCGAGGGUAUUCCUCCGCCUUCGGUAACUGCAAGCAACCGUGAGCGCUCGAAUAGCGACCCCAACGAAUCAUCGAUAUCCCUUCUUCAGCGCAUCCAGCGUAAGGGUGAUGCAACACCAGUGGAUGCAUCCCCUCCUUCGGGUAACUUCUUUAAUUCUCGACCUCCUACCGGCUCGCUUCGCGUCGACACCUCUGCUCUCAAUAAUAUUACGAAGCAGAACAAGUCAGCAUACCCUACCUUUGCCAGCAAUGCGUUGAUGCUUUCAAGCUCCGAGCAGACGCCUAUGAAGUCUCCGGUUGUUCCUCUUACAGCGGGUCCUGAUUUGGGGCGGCACAACAACGCACGCCUGGAUAUCGUAGGAUACAGCCAGCAACGUCUUAACAGGACGAGCGCUACGACGCCUAACGCCAGACACUCUUUCAAUGGAACGGAUGUAGACCUAGAUUUUUCCUCGCCGUCCACACCUUCUGCUGCAACUCCCACGACGUCCUUUGCACUUACGCAAGCCGAUAGGGUAUCGAACAAUAAUGCUGUUCCACGUGCGCACGUUAGAUCUGGGAGUGCUGGAAACUGGGGCAAUGUUACUCGUAGUAGCAACCUAGCUGGUGCGCCCUCAUACCCACAGGCCUCCGGGGCCGGGGAAUCUAAUUCUCCGUGGACAUCAGGUAACCUCACCAGACUCGGAGAUAAUUGGAUGUAA